Molecule: messenger RNA, 1598 nt
Organism: Papaver somniferum (opium poppy)
Lineage: Eukaryota; Viridiplantae; Streptophyta; Magnoliopsida; Ranunculales; Papaveraceae
Exons: 1
Coding region: 128-1252 (374 amino acids)
Source: RefSeq, a predicted model, not a curated record
GCUCAUCAUUAUAAGAGGGCCACCUCUCUGUUAAUUCCCCCACCGCCACAAAAAUCAAGAAUCACCACCACCAUCUCCGUUCAAGAACCAGACACUUUCUUCUUCCACUCUCUCUGAAAAUCAAGAAAUGAAGAAACAGCUGAUUUUUCCAACUACUGUAAUUCUUCUUCUUCUGUUCAUCAUGAAUGUUGUUGUUAAUGGCAUACCAGAAGAAGAAUUAAACAUGGCAAUAACAUCAUUAAAAGCAAACGGAUACAAUCUAUUCGGAAACGCAAUCUCAACAUCAGAUAUUCGUUAUCAGAUCAUCAGUACUUUCAACAACAACAUCACUCUCUUUUCACCAACUGAUUCUGAUCUUUACUCACUUGAUUUAGUUUCUGAUUCUUCAGAUUAUGUUCAGAAGCUUCGUUAUCAUGUAUCUCUUAAUCAAUUCUCAUUCAAUAAUCUCUCCUCCUUUUCUUUCAGUAAUAAUCUUGGCGGAUCAUUGUCUAAUCAGGUUUCUUUUAUCAAUACUUUGAUUCCUCAUCAUUGUCUCACGAUUACUAAGGAUGAUAAUCCUAAUCCUAAUGAGAAUUCAUCUUUUGUUAGUGUUGAUGGUGUGAGAAUCGUGGUUCCAGAUCUUUAUACCGGUUCAAGAAUUACUGUUCAUGGUUUAGGUGGAAUUCUUUCUGUGAAUUUCAGAAAGAAUGUGAAUGAUAAUGUUUACAGUGAUCUUGAUUUAGGUUCUAUUUCUUCUUCUACUCAAUCUAUUCAGUGUUUCUCUUCUUAUGUUCCUCCAGUGAAGUUUCCUGACCAGAUUGCUAUAUCAACAACUUCAUUUUCGCCGCCGCCGCCUUCAACAGUUCCGGCAGAUUCGUUAUCUCCUGCUUCAAUUUCGGCAGAUUCGUUGUCUCCUCCAUCAUUUCCGGUUAUAUCUUCGAAUCCUGAUUCAAUUACGGAUACUUCUAUUCCGGCUUCGGUUUCUGUUCCUGCAACAUCUGUGGCGGCUCCUGCUGCUAUCUCGGCACCUAUACCUGUGUCUUUACCGGUGAUUACUCCUCCACCGGUCUCUAUGGCGGAAAUCUUACCAGCAAAAUUGAAGGGAAGCAAAGAUGAAUUGGAUGUGGGUAACAAGAGAGAGAGAGGAGGAGGUCAUUAUCAUCAUCGCGGUCACCACCACCACUACCAUCAUCGUCAACACCAGAUAAAUGUUCAUAAGAAAUUUCAUAGAAUUCGACGCGUAUAUGAUCUUCAUCAUGAGGAUUUCCUCUAGAUUUCGUGGGUUUGUCUAUAAUGAAUGAUUCUUUCUUUGCAUUCUGGGGAUUUAGGGUUUUGGAAAUAUGAUGAGUCUUAUCACACUAUUGAGUCCCAUUGCAAGUAAUUUCUUCAGUAUUGUCUGGUUUGGAGUCAGAUUUUGGUUUGAGUCAGAAUUUCAGCUUCACACUGUUGCUAUCUGAGUGAAUAGUGAAGGAUUUAGCAAUUUCCAUAGUAAUUUGGUUGUUUUAGGUCAAUCAUGGUUGUAAUUGUUUCUGCUGUUAUGAGCAAAUCACUCAGAGUCUUCUGCACUGUGAAGAAGCAUUUGUAUUUUGAUUGUUUUUUUUAGUAGAAAUAUUCUUUCA